Molecule: messenger RNA, 3658 nt
Organism: Fusarium oxysporum Fo47
Lineage: Eukaryota; Fungi; Ascomycota; Sordariomycetes; Hypocreales; Nectriaceae
Product: CHAT domain-containing protein
Exons: 2
Coding region: 27-3590 (1187 amino acids)
Source: RefSeq, a predicted model, not a curated record
CAAAUACUUACCUCAGAUAUCUCAGCAUGUCUUCGUGGAUAGAGGUAAAGUCGACUGCUCAGCAUAUGAAUGAUGUAGGGAAAUACGAUGAUGCUAUCAAGAUACUCCAGGACUUUCUUCUCGCUGCCAGAGGCGACGAUCAACUCUGUGCUACGGCAGAGCUGGGAACGGUACUCACUGACCAGGGAUGUCUCAAGGCUGCGCUUAACACUCUUGAGCAUACACUAGAGAGCGACGCAACCCUCUACCCCUCGGACCAUCCCUUUUGUCUUCAGCUGAGAAUGCAAGCUUGUCGGCUGCGUCCCAUUGUUAAAGCUUCAUUCAAUGGAGUUCUCCAGGAGGCAUCUGACAUUUACCAAACCUUUUCUGCCUUAGAUGGCAUCGGAGAUCUUGAUCCUUGCAGGACACUGACUCGUAGCAUCACACAGAUCAGCAUCAACAUCACGUAUACUGCGCUUCUCUUCAUGAUAAACGACCUCCACGACCGGAUUUCAAUUCAUCAAUUGAAAGCUUCCAUCGCUUGGCAAAUCCCUGCUUUCUGGGGAUUGAUGCAAGAGGGACGGGUAAGAGAAGCUCUUGCCGUGGCCCAGAACUACGUCCGUCUUUUAAAUACAUCAACAGCUCAGCAAAAUGGACUGGAAGAUAUGAGGUUUUCCUCUGCGAUCGAGAUGGUUGAAUCAAUCGUAGAGUCGCCAAAUGCGGUGCCUGUUUGGAAAGCUACAGCCGUCGGUGAACUACUUCACCUUAGAAAUAAGGUUAAUGAGCCUGGAUGGGAGCGUGUAAAUUUCUUAGAAGCGGAAGCGAUUCGUUUGUUCCAAUCCGAAGGCCAUACACAUGCGGUCGUGGACAUCAGACUUCGACAGGCCUGCAAUCGAGUUGGACAAAGCAUCCUAAAUCUCACAACGGAACUUCUGCAAGAAAUACAAGGCUGUUUCCAAGUCUACGAGAAAAACAAUGCGCCAGGCCCUUACAGCAGGGCUGUCACUCUCAUGCUCAGCAGCAUACCCCCGGGACAAGGCUUCGACCUAAGAGUUUCGCUUCUGGACAUCUACUCUCAGCUCUCUGAUAUCACUGGUGCAGAGUUGGAGAAUGUCGUUUUGAAAGUUCGGCAUCUGAGCAACUGGUUAAGCCAUUCUACGAGGUCAUCUCAGGUCAUCGAGUCUGCCCGCAGUAUUGACGAACUCAUCGACGUGAGAGACUGCAGAUGGGUGAAAGGCAUGAUUGCUAACGUUACCUCCAAUGCAUAUAACCUCCUUGGUGAUGGUGAAAAUGCAUUGGAGUGGGCGAAAAGUGCAGUCGACAGGUGGGGAGAAGUAUUUAGACUCGAGAGAGCCGGCGCGACGCUGAUGGUUCUUUUGGCCAUGUUGAACAAGUGCGGUGGAUUUCGCCCACCUGGAGUGAGAGAAGCGAUCGAUUUUGCAGAAAGAGAAAUCUCUCACCAUAUCGGUGAGGGCUUGUUUCUUGCCGCGUUCGAGAAAAUGGCUGUCCUUGCUGGGUCGAUAUUUCUACCCAAGGGCGACGAGAGAGGGGGCACUUGUCUGGAUAGUAUGGAAGAAUGUCUUCAAAAUCUUCCAGGAAAAGCUACUCCCGACGAAGUCAAUUAUUGCAGAGCUCAGCUACACCAAUUACGUGGUCAGAUAUUAAUGGGAACUGAGCUAGACCAUGAAGUGACUGACAGCCGCAACGAACACUUCGAGCAGGCGGUCGCAUUCUAUAUGAAGGCCCGGAAUCCUGUAAGUGCCGCCUGUGCCCGGCAAAUACAAGCAAACGCACUUUAUACAACCUUCCAAGCUCGUGUGCCGCCGUCCUGGAGCGUGCUUCGACGUUGUAUCGAGCUGAGUGAUAUUGCGAAGGAUGUCUUCGAGGCACUCGACAACACGCUUAUGCUCGCAGAAUCGGCGCGGUUGUGUGGAUUUUUUCAGUUCAAGGCAUGGUCGCACGGGUUUGUCAGUGGUGAUACUGCCCUGGCAUCAUUACGGAAAGCAGAUCAGGCUUCGGCAGAGCGCAGAGCUGAAGUAUCUAUCCUGGCCAGUUUCGAGGCUGUAUCACGGAAGCAGAAGUUCGUCAUGACAUCCGGCAUAGAGGACACACAUGCCAGGGCACUUGCCGUCUGUCAGCUAGAGGGCAGGAUGGCAGAUCUAUGGGACUGGAUCCAGUGCGCCAAAGCGAGGAGCGUAGGUGACCAGCUCACAAACCAAUUUCCCAUCCAAGCGACACUCAACGACGAUAUAAUGCGGGACCCCGAGAUGAAGGCGCUGUGUGAGGAGGAAGAAGCUGUGACCCAGCAGAUGACCGCCGCGGACCCUGUUGUGCGGCUUAAGCUGCGUAGCGAUCUGCAUCUGAUUCAUGUCAAGAUGGCCGGCUAUCCACUCCUUAGACAGGCCCUCGAUCUACGGAAGAGCACCCCAGUUUCUAUCUCUGAGAUACGUGACUUGGGACAAAAGAUGAAGUGUAAUGCUGGAGGGAUGGAGGUGGUAUUUGUUGACUGGGUCGAUCUUGGUGGCACUAUAUGGACCGUUGCUCUCAAGAGUGAUACUCCUCCACAGGUUGUGAGCUGCGGGAUCACCGUCAGCGAGGUAAAGGCUUGGAAGCAGCAAUGGCUCGACGUUCAGGAUGGAGGACGCCUGGCUGCCUUUUUCGUUGAUGAUGAAUACGACGAGGAUGAGCCAGAUUACUGUCUGAGGAGUAUCGAUAAACUAGUUGCUUCUCUGCACGACUUGACAUCAAAAGGGGAACUUCUCGUCUUCUGUCCAACGAAUGUUCUCCAUUCGAUUCCGCUCCAUGCGCUUUGGGUGGAGGAUAGCACACCCGUGAUCCAACGCAACCCAGUUAUAUACAGUGCGAGUUUGACGACCUUCUGGCAGUGCUACCGGCGCUCUGAGCUCACCGGGAGUAUCUCAACGAAUCUUGGGUUGAACAUGGCAGGUGUCUAUGAACCUAGGGGCGACCGCAAGUUUUCGUCAGAACAGCACGCGGAGCAGUCGAAUGUCUACACUACCCUGGAUCAAUUGGCAGAACGGUACGGUGGGAAAUCCAUUAGUGGCCAAGCUGUGACGGCAGAGUGCUUUAAGCAGAUGAUGGAAACCUCAAUUAUGUUCCACUUCCAUGGCCAUUGUCGUCUUGAUCAACCCACACUUGGAGACCAGAGUCUUGAGCUCGCCGACGAGCUCCUCCCGAUUCGAAGAGUGUUUGAGAUGAAGCUUCAGAGUCCGCACAUAACGCUUGUAGCGUGCGACUCUGCGCUGCAGGUGAUUUCUGCCGGCGACGAGCCUCUCGGCGUGGUCACGGCUCUGCUCUGUGCAGGGGCCAGUUCAGUGCUGGGCACAAUUUGGCCCACGUUAUCGAGUACUGGUCGGGAUUUCAGUGGCGAGUUCUACUCCGACGUAGUGGACCAGUACAGACAAUCACUGAAAAGAGGAUCAUCCCCAACCAUCGUCAAUCUGGCUGAGGCUCUGCGGCGGGCUGUGCUUGCUUUAAGAACAAGGCGCAAAACUCGACAGCCCUAUCAUUGGGCGGCGUUUGUGCUCCAUGGCUCCUCUUCCAUCACACUCCCACACGCAUUUAUCCCAGAGCGCCGGGUGAAUACGUGAUGACGCGUAGAGGCUUCCUGAACCCGUUGAUAAUACGUAAUCGUCCGACCCGGCUGAGAUGUUCCAAG